CACAUCGUCACCUCACAGCACACGCCAGCGCCAACAAGCACCCUACAACGCCAUCACGCCGCCUACGAUCGCCCUAGACGUCUAUACAGCGCCCGAAUACAUGCCGACAACCCCAGACCUCCCGCGCGCAUUCAAAACCCCACGGGCGCCCCGCCCUAAUCUCCCAUGACGCCGCCGCAAGAUGCCACGCCCAAGCCCCCGAAUUUCCCGCAGAAUGUAGAAGCCUCCGCCAUACUCCCCAAGCACCGCGCGUCGCCUGCGUCUUCGCUGUCGGAGCUGCCCUAUCGCCGGUCGAAUCCGAGCCUCUCCAAACUGUUCGAAUCGACUACCAGCAUCUCGACCUCGCGCCCCAGCUCGGGCACAGCGACGCCGACUACCUCCACUGUUCCUGGCUCAGUCUUCUCGCCCGGGUCGCGGUCCAGUGGCUCGAGAACACCUACCGGUCUACCGCCAGGCGUGUCCGACGAGUACCGGACCCUUAUACAGCGCGCAUUUGUGCCACAUAUUGCCGUGUUGGCAGAUGCAGAGACUGAGGCGCUGGUCAGGGGCAAGGGGAUAGACGGAGGUUUCUUGGAGUUGCUGAGGCCCUUUGGCGAGCAGGUGCCUGGCAAGGUCACCAUAAGAGAUGGCAUUGGCGUAAGCAAGAGCCAUGAAGACUUUGGCGUGCGCUUCGUCGGUGUAGAGGAUGCGUAUCCAGACCUACGGGGCGGCCAGAGAUCAUCCACCGAGUCCACACGGCGGCCACGGCGGACAGGCGGAGACGUGCUGCAGAUAGAGGAAGUGGUCGACCGACACCUGCAGUACUCUGAGUUCAACCACCAGGAUCCGAAUGCAGACUACAUGAACAAGGGACAGCCAGCAGCGCUUGUUGAGGGUGCUGGGUCGCCCUUCUACACCCUAUACCUACGGCGACUGCUAUCAGGACUGCCAAUCGUACCUCACGAAACAUUUGCGCAUCCCGUGGCUGGCAUAAUAGCCAUCAGCUCGUCCAAUCCACACCCGAUUGAAGAGCUUCGGAGACUGUACAACAGGCAGCAUGAUGGAGACCUGCGCUUUCCACAAUGGGUGGAGAAUGAUUUCCUGAGGUACUACGUCUUGGUGCAUGAUGAAGAGAACGGGGACAUCGCCAAGUCGAAUCAGACGUUCGACUCGAUGAAGAGACACUUCGGUCUACAUUGCCAUCUGCUUCGCUUAAAGAGUCAAGAAUGCAUACCGUCAGACGACGACAGUGUGCGGUUGCCAACGUGCGAAUGGAUGUCUGCUGGUGAAGAGCUAGCAGAGAUCCAAAAGCGAGAGACUACAGACGACAUCACCGACCCAACACCAUACUUCCAUGACUCCGACAUUAGCAGCUUGCGGACGUUCAUGCGAGAACUCGUCACGCAGUCCAUAAUACCCAACAUGGAGCGCAGCGUCGCGACCUGGAACGAGCAGAUUCUUUCACGCCGCCGCGGUCUCUCAGGCCGCUUCAUGUCGCUCUCGAAGCGCUGGACACCCUUCGGCAGCUCCCGCAGCAGCGCCUCCGCCUUACCCUCCUCAAAUUCCAACUAUGACAGCCUGCAAGGCUUCUACCGCCCGGACGCACCCGAAGCCAUCAUGCGCCGCCUGGCAGACUACUGCUUCGUGCUGCGGGACUGGAAGCUCGCACUCUCCACCUACGACAUUCUCCGUACCGACUUCCAAAACGACAAAGCCUGGCGCCACUACGCCGGCGCAAGCGAAAUGGCCGCGCUCUCCGCACUGAUGGCGCCGACGCCGCUGAGCUCCAAAAACAGAUCCGAAAAUAUAGAUGCCUGGAUCGAAGCCGCCUCCUACUCGUACACGGACCGCCAGCGCAGCGCAGCGCCCUACUACGCCCUGCGCACCCUCGCGCUCGCGACAGAACUCCUGCGCCUCCGCGGGGCCAGCGCUGCCGACGACGCCGCACGCUGGGGGACACGGGUCCUCGAGGCCGGGCUGGUGGGCAGCGUCGGACACGCGCUAGUCACCGAGCGCGUGUCUGCUUGCUACAGCAUCCGCACCGGUAUCGGGACGUACCGGCUCGGUAACCGGCGCAGGAAAGCAGCGCUGUGGGCGGUGCUGGCGGCAGAGGCGUGGUGGCGGUUGCAGCGCAGUCAGCAGGCGGAGAAGUGUCUUGAUACUGCGCUACGGCUUUAUCAGACGCGCUCCGAGACGCGAGACGGCGGCACGGUGAAGUUGCCGUUUGAGGAGAUGCAAGGCUUUGUCGAUGAGCUGAGGCAGCAGAUUCUAGGACUGCGGCUCACUAAUCAGGGAUACGUUGAAGGGCGAGAGGGGGAUGAGGGGGAUGAGAAGGAAGCGGGUGAGGUGGAGGUGGUGGCGGAGGCGCUGGAUAAGAGUCCGAGGGCGCAUAGGAAGAGCCUGCUCAACCCUGUGCAGGGAGGUGAUGUUGGGCCAUUGAGUCCGGCGCUGGAGAGGGGCGAGAAGACUGAUCCUCUUGCUGAGGGGUUCGAGUGAUGAGCGGAUGGGGUAACGAUGUCAAGUCUUGAAUUCUACUUACGCAUGGCAUGGCGUUGUGUUAGAGCAUAGGUUACAUAAUGCAGUUGUCAUGACGCUACGCUUGAGCGGACUGGUCACGAGGGGCGAGGAUGAGCGGCAUUCGACAGAUGUACUGCAUGGUACUGAAGCAAAGGAAAUGAGGUA
Messenger RNA from Didymella exigua CBS 183.55, 2661 nucleotides. RefSeq lists its product as uncharacterized. The coding region runs from base 166 to 2475 and encodes 769 amino acids. Gene Ontology annotation, cellular component: cytoplasmic vesicle; phagophore assembly site; TRAPPIII protein complex. Gene Ontology annotation, biological process: protein localization to phagophore assembly site; endoplasmic reticulum to Golgi vesicle-mediated transport. The transcript has 2 exons. The record is from RefSeq and is a predicted model, not a curated record. NCBI's taxonomy places the organism in Eukaryota, Fungi, Ascomycota, Dothideomycetes, Pleosporales, Didymellaceae.